Brienomyrus brachyistius is the source of this 2153-nucleotide messenger RNA. It is a transcript of the gene decr2, whose product is annotated as 2,4-dienoyl CoA reductase 2, peroxisomal. Gene Ontology annotation, molecular function: 2,4-dienoyl-CoA reductase (NADPH) activity. The coding region runs from base 176 to 1075 and encodes 299 amino acids. The record is from RefSeq and is a predicted model, not a curated record. The transcript is spliced from 10 exons. Gene Ontology annotation, biological process: fatty acid catabolic process. Lineage: Eukaryota; Metazoa; Chordata; Actinopteri; Osteoglossiformes; Mormyridae.
GACUAUGCACAACGAGAGGAACUACGUACGCAGUUGUAGUCCAGAAGUACAGGAGAACUACAAAUCCCAAAAUCCGCAAUGUUUAAAGAUCAAAGUUUUCGGUGAAAGCUGGAAGUUUGGAGACAACCGUUCCUAAGUUCAGAAAAGAAACGUUGUGUUCGUGCACACUGUAAUAAUGGCAGAAGUAGCCGAACAUCCAGACGUACCCGAAGAUGUGGAUACGGACGACUGCAUGACAUCCUACUCGUACAUUUACAGCCACGAUUUGCUCAAGGACAAGGUGGCCUUUAUAACUGGUGGCGGAUCUGGGAUCGGAUUCCGGACAGCAGAAGUACUAAUGCGGCAUGGGUGUGACACAGCCAUAGGCAGCAGGAAUACGGAAAGGCUUUCUGUGGCCUCCAAGAAACUCAUGGCCACCACCGGGCGGCUCUGCCUUCCUCUGGUCAUGGAUGUGCGGCAGCCCGAGACCAUCGAUGCAGCUGUAGAGGAAACACUGAAGAAGUUUGGGAGAAUCGACAUCCUUAUUAACAAUGCUGCUGGUAACUUUCUCUGCCCAGCCACAUCUCUGUCCUUCAAUGCAUUUAAAACCGUCAUGGAAAUUGACACCAUCGGGACAUUUAACACGAGCAAGGUGGUCUACGAGAAGUGGAUGAAGGACCACGGAGGCUCCAUCGUGAACAUCUCCGCCACCCUUGGCUACAAAGGCCAGGUGCUCCAGGUGCAUGCUGGGUCGGCCAAGGCUGCCAAUGAUGCCAUGACCCGACAUCUGGCUGUGGAAUGGGGCCCAAACAAUGUGCGGGUCAACAGUCUGGCACCUGGACCCAUUUCAGGAACAGAGGGAUAUCGCAGAUUGGGAGGUUUUAGGGCACAGAGCAGCGGUGCGUUCGAGACCAUCCCCCUACAGCGAGCUGGGAAUAAGACUGAGAUGGCUCAUGGUGUCCUGUUCCUGGCCAGUCGGGCUUCAUCUUACGUGACGGGCGCCUGUCUCGUUGCCGACGGUGGAAGCUGGCUCACUUCUGCAAACAAUCUGCCUGUCCUCCUGGGUAUAGCCUCUUCCCAAUCUGCUAAACUCUAAGUCCACUAACAUCCCAGAUCUUUGGGCAUCUGUUCCGAAAAGAGAAAAAUAGGACAUUUAAGGUGGAAUCAUGCACAAAUCUUGUACAAUCAUAUAUUUGUUACUAGAAAUCAAUAAUUGAUCAGUCAUAGAGGCACUGGUGUCCGAGAAGAACGUUCCUGUCAAAUGCAGUUCGACUCUCAUGAUGGUAGCUUUUGUUUCACUGAACUUAGCGCCCUGAUUGUUUAAAAUGCAUCAUUAAAACUGAGGUCCAUAUGCUAGUAAAAGAGCCUUUACUUUGCAUGGAGUACUGUUUUCAAAUACUAUUGUGUGUAUUAUUUGAAGAUCGUAACUAAUGAAACACUGUAAUAACUGCAUAUACAUAAGUAAUUGGGUCUGUCAAAUAAUGAUCACUCUAAUACAGGAGUAAAAUUGUCUUAUGCAAUGUCAGAGUAUGUAAUGGUUAAGGUUUUAAACCUUCCAAUGUCAAUGAAGCUAACCCUGGUACUUAAUUUCCAACUGGAUAAAUGCCAUGGAAAUGUAUCAAUUAAAUCUAGUAGUAUUAGCUGCUUAAAAUAAAAACUAAAAGUGUACAAGUUGGUAGGAUCCAUCCAUCCAUCCAUCCAUCUAUCCAUCCACCCAUCCAAAACAGUACCUGUGAGUAUGUAACUUGACAAGUUUGACGUAUAAUUGUAUUUUGAGUAUUUAAUUAAAGUAUUAUUAGUCCCUGGAAAUAAUGUUUUUUCUUCAUCAUAUAUGAAGCUAGCACCAAAUACACUAAUCAAAUGACAUGUUUUAUUAAUGUUACUGCAUAUAUCAGACAGUCAAAUGUUAUUUGGAAUAGUACAGUUUCAUAGAUAGGGCAAUUGUUUUUCCCAAGAGACUUUAAAUAAAGCAUAUUUGCCAAAAAGUCAGAUUUUUUAUUCCUUUGGUCUCUCUAAGGAUAAUGGUAGAGUGCUGUGGAAUAUGUCUAAAUGUCCGGUUUAGGAAGCAUGUACUGUGUUUCUUAAUCAUAACGUAUAACGAUAGACUUACUACAUAUAAACAGACUACACUGUAUAUGGGGGGUGGGCAAAAGAAUAAAGCUGUUGACAUACAG